This is a messenger RNA of Diospyros lotus (date-plum), 2658 nucleotides long. Its product is annotated as pentatricopeptide repeat-containing protein At5g50280, chloroplastic. The transcript is spliced from 2 exons. The record is from RefSeq and is a predicted model, not a curated record. NCBI's taxonomy places the organism in Eukaryota, Viridiplantae, Streptophyta, Magnoliopsida, Ericales, Ebenaceae. The coding region runs from base 36 to 2201 and encodes 721 amino acids. Gene Ontology annotation, molecular function: protein binding.
AGAAACAAAUAAUAAUCAUUCUCAAUCAGAGGAGAAUGGCGCUGACUCGCCCUACUCCUCCAUCGACGACUUCAUCGCCUUGUUCCCCUAUGCCCUUGCUUCACGCUCAUUUUCGUCAUCCUCCGAAGCUUCGACUCUUCGGUAUCCACCGCCCCAAACCCUCGACUCCCCUCUCUCUCUCUGCAACUCCAUCUCUCGCUCCUCAUAACACCUCCACCUCGCCCACCCCCAUUUUCCUCCCUUUUCUCCAACAACAUGAAGAAGAAAACCAUGUCGCAGUUUCCGAGCAAAUCGAGCCAAAACAGCCGGAAUUGGACACUGCACAAGACCCACUUGUCAAAUUCCUCAAGUUCCGGGCCUCGUCUCCUGACCCAGACCCUCCCCGCCAAGGCAAGCUCUCCCUCCAGCGAAAUCGCCGCACCUCCUGGCACCUCGCUCCCCACGACGCCAUCGAACCUGUUGAAGAAUCUGAAUUUGAUUUCAAAUUUGGGUCCAGUUCGGAUUCGGUCCCGGGUCCCGCCCCUCAAGCUGAGGGCGUUGUGGGUGAGAUUGUGAAUGUGGCGAGGGAUCUUCCAGAGAACGUGACUUUGGGGGAGGUUUUGGGGCAAUUUGAAGGGAGGGUCGGGGAAAGAGAGUGUGUGGAGGCGUUGGGUUUGAUGGGUCAGGAGGGUUUGGUAAUGGAUUGUUUGUACUUCUUCGAAUGGAUGGGUUUGCAGGAGCCAUCGCUCAUAACGCCUAGGGCGUGUUCUGUGUUGUUUCCAGUGUUGGGGAGAGCUGGGAGGGGCGAUGAGUUGAUCGUUUUGUUCCGGAGUUUGCCGGAUUCGAAGCAAUUUAGGGGUGUUCGCGUUCACAAUGCUGCAAUAUCGGGUCUACUGUGUUGUGGCAGGUAUGAUGAUGCUUGGAAAGUGUACGAGACUAUGGAAACAGCUAAUAUCCAACCCGAUCAUGUGACAUGUUCUAUUAUGAUUACAAUCAUGAGGAAAAAUGGCAGAAGUGUAAAAGAUGCAUGGGAGUUCUUCCAGAGAAUGAAUGGAAAAGGUGUUGAAUGGAGUUUGGAAGUCUUGGGUUCCCUGAUAAAAUCAUUUUGUGAUGAGGGGCUCACGAAUGAGGCACUUAUUAUUCAAUCAGAAAUGGAGAAGAAAGGGAUCUCUUCAAAUGCCAUUAUUUACAAUACUUUGAUGGAUGCCUACGGUAAAUCAAAUCUGGUUGAAGAGGCUGAAGGGCUCUUUGCCGAGAUGAAAGCGAAGGGAAUUAAGCCUACAUCUGCCACUUAUAACAUUUUAAUGGAUGCAUACAGCAGAAGGAUGCAACCCGAGAUUGUACAGAAACUGCUUGUAGAGAUGGAAAAUAUGGGCUUGGAGCCAAAUGUGAAAUCAUAUACAUGUCUGAUUAGUGCCUAUGGGAGGCAGAAAAAGAUGAGUGACAUGGCUGCAGAUGCUUUCUUGAGGAUGAAGAAAAUUGGUAUAAAACCAACUUCACAUUCAUACACAGCUCUUAUACAUGCAUAUUCAGUUGGUGGCUGGCAUGAGAAGGCUUUCAUGGCCUUUGAGAACAUGCAAAGGGAAGGUAUAAAACCCUCUAUAGAAACUUAUACUGCUUUACUUGAUGCAUUUAGGCGUGCUGGUGACACCCAAAUGCUGAUGAAAAUAUGGAAAUUGAUGAUCAAUGAUAAAAUCAAGGGGACACGUGUGACAUUCAACAUUCUUCUGGAUGGAUUUGCCAAACAAGGUCAUUACGUUGAAGCCAGAGAUGUAAUAUGUGAAUUUGGAAAUUUUGGUUUACAGCCAACCGUGCUCACAUAUAACAUGCUGAUGAAUGCAUAUGCACGGGGAGGUCAACAUUCAAAGUUGCCUCAGCUGCUGAAAGAGAUGUCUUCUCUCAAUGUCAUACCCGAUUCUGUCACUUAUUCCACUAUGAUAUAUGCAUAUGUCCGCGUCCGUGACUUCAAGAGGGCAUUUUUUUAUCACAAGAAGAUGGUGAAAAGCGGGCAAGUCCCUGAUGCAAAAGCCUAUCAGAAGCUCAGGGAGAUUUUGGAUGUGAAAGCUACAAUAAAGAACAGGAAGGAUCGUAAAGCUAUACUAGGUAUAGUUAACAGUAAGAUGGGUUUAUUGAAGCCCGUGAAGAGAAGAAAGAAAGAUGAGUUCUGGAAGAACAAGAAGAAAAACUCAAGAAUUCAUACCUCAGUACGGGUUGGACAUUGAUUAUGCGAUGCCUAGAACAGUUCUUCAACUGCUGAUGGUGGUCUAUGCUCAUUUUUUCUCCAAAUGGUUUGUCCCUGUGGAAAUUUGAAUCUUGUACUGAUAUUUCUUUGUACAAAGGCAUGGUGUAAGCUAAGAAGGAUGACCUAAAGCCAUGCUGAAGUUCUGUUGGAAAACUAAACAAAAACCUUUACAGGCCAUUUUAUGCUUUGCCCGAUGAUACUGUUGGCUGCCUGCAAUGACAACAUAUCAAGCCUUUAUCUGACGUGGGGUUGGCUACUGUUGGCUGCCUAACAGAGUUAUUAUUGUGGCUAACCCACCUAACAGGUAACAAUCCCUGUCUGUAUUUUGACGCGUAGAAAUUCUUUUUGUAGCUUAAUGUCCCUGUAUAUGGACCUUUAUUAGUCGGAUCUGUAAAGAUGCCUGCUGCUUACCGGUGAAAGAGAGUUGCUUUGAAUUC